Messenger RNA from Fusarium vanettenii 77-13-4, 1659 nucleotides. RefSeq lists its product as uncharacterized. Gene Ontology annotation, molecular function: pyridoxal phosphate binding; cystathionine gamma-synthase activity. Bases 1 to 1659 code for a protein of 552 amino acids. Gene Ontology annotation, biological process: transsulfuration. The record is from RefSeq and is a predicted model, not a curated record. The transcript has 3 exons. NCBI's taxonomy places the organism in Eukaryota, Fungi, Ascomycota, Sordariomycetes, Hypocreales, Nectriaceae.
AUGAAGGCGCAAUUGGGGAGUCCCCUCCCACCCGGCGACAAACAUGCCGUCAGCGUCUAUCUUCCAACAUGGAAAGACACCUUAGCCUGGGCCCAGCGGGACCCUGAGCUUCUCGCCCAGAUGAAGACCGGAUACCCUCGAUUCUUCGUGCCCCUCAUCGUCCGCGAACUCUCGGAGCGACUCCUCGAAUGGAUAGCAUCCAAAAUACCUGCGGACGAAGCGACGAAAGAGCUGAUGUCGGUGUUGGCUGAGCCUGGGCGAUCGGCUAUGCUCUUUCCAGCAUGCCAUCUGGCCGGUAUGGGCAGGAAAUACUUGCAACUUCACACGGACCGUCCUGUUGUCGUAGUGCAAAUCGCUUUCGACGGCAGUAUACGUACCCCUGGCGCUGUCCCCCUAGAGGCUCUUGAAUUCAGCGCUGGAGAUAUUUGUGCUGUGGUACACCCCCAGGAACUUGUUGUCGAGGCCAAAGCUUUCUGGCAGCACGCCGGCUGUGGUAUUUCGACUCGACGAGCAACAUACUGGCUGGAGCAUGCACCCUUCCUGAAUGGUGGGAAGAGGAAAGUUGUUAACCUGCUACUGAAAGAGCCACAAGAUGCGAAAAUCACCCUCCAAAGACGAAUUGGCGACUUGCUCAGCACAGAAACCAACAAGCUCGCAACAGACGCUGUCUUUCUAUACCCGACUGGCAUGUCGGCCAUCAGCCACACUGCCUCUACUGUUCGUUGCCUCUAUGGAAGCAGCAAGGAAACCUUGGAAGUUGCAGUAUUCGGCUUUCUCUACGUCGAUACCUUCAAGGUCCUCAGUAAAGUCCACGGCUUCGACUGCAAACUCUACGGCCACGCGACCCUCUCCGACCUCGAGGCAGACUUGGCAGCGGGUAUGCAGCUUGACGCACUCUACACCGAGUUCCCCGGAAACCCACUCCUCGGCUCCGUCGACCUGGACAGACUAUACCAGCUUGCAAACGACUACAACUUCCUCUUCGUCGUGGACGAUACUGUCGCUACAUCUGUCAAUGUCGACCUAAUUUCAUUGUGCGACUUGGCGUGCACGAGCUUGACAAAGAUGUUUAGCGGUGCUUGCAACGUUAUGGGUGGAAGUAUAGCUCUGAAUCCGCAGUCAAAGCUCUUUACCAACAUGAAGAAAGUCCUGGAUGAUCUCUCCAUCGACACUUACUUUCCAUUGGAUGUGAUAGUCAUGGAGGAGAACAGCGUUGACUUUGAAGAACGAGUCAUUGUCGCCAGCCGAAACGCGGAACGCAUCGCAGACACACUCAGACAGCACUCUUCGGUCGAUCAAGUAUACUAUCCCAAGGGUGACCCGACACAAGACAUAUACGAACGAUUCAAACGACCAGGGAGGGGAUAUGGAUACCUUUUGUCAGUACGCUUCAAGAAACCAGAGGCCGCCAUCGCCUUCCACGAUGCGCUGGACGUGGCCAAGGGACCUAGUCUGGGGACAAACUUUACACUCUGCUGUACUUAUGCCUUGUUUACGCACUAUUCAGAGUUGGAAUGGGCUGCCGAGUUUGGAGUCGUUGAGCAUUUGGUUCGUAUCAGUGUGGGCAUUGAGAGCCAGGGGGAGCUGGAUGCGCUUGUUGCAACGGCGUUGGCUGCGGCUGCUAAAAGUAUGGGGAGCGUCAUGAAUGGGAAGCUAUAA